AUGGCUGCCAAAGGUACGGACACCGACGGCCUGUCGAAGCUCAACUCGCGCGAGCAUGUCGAGCAUGGGUCGCUGCCGGGCGGCGAUGCCGGUGAAACCUCAUCGGCACCCCUACACAGAAAACUGAAGUCACGGCAUCUGCAAAUGAUCGCCAUCGGAGGCAUCAUCGGCCCUGGUCUCCUUGUCGGCUCUGGAAAUGCCUUACAUCUUGCGGGACCUGCAGGAAUCCUGAUCAGUUUCUCGUUUGUUGGCAUCAUCGUCUUCUUUGUCAUGCAAGCCCUCGGAGAGUUAGCCACACUUAUACCCGUAACAGGCUCCUUUACGGACUAUUCAGCCCGAUUUGUUGAUGAUUCCUUGGCUUUUGGCCUCGGCUGGGCUUAUUGGUAUCUGUGGGUGACUGUCCUAGCCAAUGAAUACAAUGCGCUGUCCCUUGUAAUGGGAUAUUGGACGCAGGUUGUCCCACCGUGGGCAUGGAUUUUGAUGUACUGGUUUCUGUUCCUUCUACUGUCUCAACUGGGUAUCUUGGUCUUUGGAGAGGUCGAGUUUUGGCUAGCAUUGUAUGAGACUCCUCCCUUUCAUCUUUGGGAGAUUCAAUUAAUGCUUCCCAGGAUUAAAAUAAUUUCACUUACGAUCUUUUUCAUCCUGGCCAUUGCCAUCAGCAGCGGUGGAAUUGGUGGUCGCACCAUUGGGUUCAAAUAUUGGGAAGACCCAGGGGCGUUCGCAGACUCUAUAAAUGGAGUUGCACGAACCUUCGUCAUAGCAGGAACCCUUUAUGCAGGAACCGAAAUGGUGGGUAUCACCGCUGGCGAGUCUUCUGACCCUAUGAGAGCAGUCCCUCGUGCGAUUAGACAGGUCUUUUGGCGUAUAUUAAUCUUCUACGUCGGAAUGAUGUUUUUUAUUGGAAUUCUUAUGCCAUACAAUGACAAGCGCCUUCUUGCAUCUGGCUCCAAGACCGCACAGUCACCGCUUACGAUUGCUCUGACCGAUGCCGGCAUAGUCCCGGGUGCGCACCUGAUUAACGCCUUAAUUGUUAUAUCCGUAAUAUCAGCAGGCAACAGUUCGCUAUAUGUUUCUUCACGUACACUGAUGUACCUGGGCCGCACGGGAAAAGCUCCAAGUUUUCUCGGCCGAACCAACAAACGGGGCGUACCGUGGGUUGCACUACUCACAUCCAAUCUAUUUGCUUGUAUUGCAUUUUUGUCGCUAUCUUCAAGCGCAGGGAGAGUCUACAGUGCUUUGAUCACUUUAUCUGGUGUGUCAACCUUCUUGGUCUGGGCCACCAUUUGCAUCACGCACAUCCGAUUCAGAAAUGCUCUUGCUCUGCAGGGAGAGGACCCUGCAAGCCUUCCUUUCAGAGCCGCUCUUUACCCUUACGGAACCUACUUUGCGCUCGCGGCCAACGUGGUCCUCAUCUUUUUCCAAGGAUACACGGCUUUUGUAGGCACGUUCAAACCUGUCGACUUCGUUAUAAACUAUGUUCUCUUGCCAAUAUUUGUCAUCUUCGUUGUGUUCUGGAAAUUCUACAAGAAAACAGUGUUCGUGAAACUUGCCGAUAUGGAUAUCUGGACGGGACGAAGGGCACUCAGCGAGAUUUCUCCCGAAGAAGAGGAGGACAACCCGGAGACGAACAAAGGGAAGUUGAUAUGGAAGAAGAUUAAAAACAUAUUUGUUGGUUAG
Molecule: messenger RNA, 1677 nt
Organism: Ophidiomyces ophidiicola
Lineage: Eukaryota; Fungi; Ascomycota; Eurotiomycetes; Onygenales; Onygenaceae
Exons: 7
Coding region: 1-1677 (558 amino acids)
Biological process (GO): amino acid transmembrane transport
Cellular component (GO): membrane
Molecular function (GO): amino acid transmembrane transporter activity
Source: RefSeq, a predicted model, not a curated record